GUGGCCGGGGCGUGGCCGCUCGGAGCCGCCGGAGCCGCCGGAGCCGCCGCGCCCGCGAUGGAGCCCAACAGCCCCCGCAAGAUCCAGUUCACGGUCCCGCUGCUGGAGCCGCACCUGGACCCCGAGGCGGCCGAGCAGAUCCGGAGGCGCCGCCCGACCCCGGCCAACCUGGUCCUGAGCAGUGACCAAUCGUCCCCAGAGAUCGACGAGGACCGGCUGCCCAACCCCCUGCUGAAGUCCGGCCUGGCCAUGUCCCCCCGGCAGAGGAAGAAGGUGUCCCGCAGCACCCCCACCAUGAAAGAGCUGCAGAUGAUGGUGGAGCACCACCUGUGCAAGCAGGCGCAGGGCGGCGACGACGACGACGAGGUGGCGGCCACCGCGCGCUGCCACCGCGGCGACCCCGAGCACCGGCACAGCCCCGGCGGCUCCUGCCCCGCCCCGGGCGGCCACCGGACCCCCGGGGAUGGGACCCCCCAGGCCGGGACCCCCCAGGCCGGGACCCCCCGGGCCGGGACCCCCGGGACCGCGCGGCGCAGCCGGGCUGAGGACGGGAGCCAUAUAGAGCCUGGGGACAGCAGCGGCCACUAGGUGUGGCCGCAGCAGCCGGACGCCAGCGCAGAUUUUUUUAUUCCAUUUUCUAAGAUUUUGGGGCUGCCCAGAAUUCUUUUGGGAUUUUAUUUUAUUUUAUUUUAUUUUAUUUUAUUUUAUUUUAUUUUAUUUUAUUUUAUUUUAUUUUAUUUUAUUUUAUUUUAUUCCCACGGGCAGGUCCCCACCGGGGGGAGGGGCCUGGGGACAACGCCAGGGCUGUCCCCUCCCCCUGGGGACCUCAGGGCAGGUGACACUGGGGACACUGAGCAGAACCCCCCCUCACUGCCACCCCCGGGUCCCCGGGGCAGGUGACACGUGCCACACACCCCCCUCCCCCC
Motacilla alba alba is the source of this 926-nucleotide messenger RNA. It is a transcript of the gene PPP1R1A, whose product is annotated as protein phosphatase 1 regulatory inhibitor subunit 1A. Lineage: Eukaryota; Metazoa; Chordata; Aves; Passeriformes; Motacillidae. The transcript is spliced from 7 exons. The coding region runs from base 58 to 588 and encodes 176 amino acids. Gene Ontology annotation, molecular function: protein phosphatase inhibitor activity. Gene Ontology annotation, cellular component: cytoplasm. The record is from RefSeq and is a predicted model, not a curated record. Gene Ontology annotation, biological process: intracellular signal transduction.